AUGGGUAGUUUCGAUCAAAGCAAAGCCUAUGCAGCGCAAGAGGAAGAGGGUGCCUUCUUCGACGAUGGGCGAGAAAUUGAGCUCCUGCACUUCGUCUACUCGCACCCCAACAUCGAGAAGAUACGAGGAUCGCCAGAAAACGUUCUGGCUGCCAUUGACGAAUAUGGCCGCACGAAGAAGUAUCUCAUGAACGUCGGGGAGGACAAGGGCCGUAUCGUAACAGAUUUGAUUGCGGAAGUAAAGCCAAAUACCAUGGUAGAACUCGGCGGCUAUGUAGGCUACUCCUGCAUUCUCUUCGCAGAUGCAGUACGCAAAGCAGGUGGUGAGCGAUACUUCAGCUUUGAGCGUGACCCCGCUUUCGCGGCUGUCAUCAUGUCCUUGGUCGAUCUUGCAGGCCUCACCGACCUUGUCAAAGUAGUCGUAGGCUCAAGCGACGAGGGUAUCGCACGACUGGCCGCAUCAGGCCAACUCAAACACGUCGAUCUCAUGUUCCUGGACCACUACAAGCCAGCCUACACCACAGAUCUGAAGCUUUGCGAGGAACUUGGCCUGAUCACCAAGGGCUCUGUGCUGGCAGCGGACAAUGUCAUCAAGCCCGGAAACCCGCCAUACUUGAAGUAUGUCAGGUCGAGCGUUGAGGAGAAGGUCAAGGAAGCAGGAGAGGGUGGGCAGACAAACCUCAGCGGCAUUGCCGAGACGAAUGUCAAGAUGUACGAGAAGCGAUAUGGCAAGGCCAAGUUCAGCGAGAGCAAGGGCAACCCAAAUCUCAAGUAUGAGAGCAAGCUGGUAAACAGCUUUGAGCCGACUGGUGUACCUGAUGGUAUCGAGAUUACACGAUGCGUUGGUUAG
Messenger RNA from Alternaria alternata, 849 nucleotides. RefSeq names its product S-adenosyl-L-methionine-dependent methyltransferase. Gene Ontology annotation, molecular function: O-methyltransferase activity. Lineage: Eukaryota; Fungi; Ascomycota; Dothideomycetes; Pleosporales; Pleosporaceae. The record is from RefSeq and is a predicted model, not a curated record. The transcript is spliced from 3 exons. The coding region runs from base 1 to 849 and encodes 282 amino acids.